Caenorhabditis angaria is the source of this 1514-nucleotide messenger RNA. NCBI's taxonomy places the organism in Eukaryota, Metazoa, Nematoda, Chromadorea, Rhabditida, Rhabditidae. The record is from the annotation of a GenBank genome assembly.
AUGGAACCAGCUGAAAAAACAAUCAAAUCAGAUCCAGAUGUCUUGAAAAUGGAAAACAAAUUUGAAGUGAAAAUUGAAGUUCAAGAAACUGUAUCAAAUAAGGAACAUCCAUGGGCAUCUUAUUACGAAAACUCAAAACUGGAUGAUACAGAAGUCCCGGCUGAAAUCCAAGUUCUUAAUAGUGUGACUUUGGUUCAAAUUGAAAAUUUUCGAGCAGCUUCAUUGACAUGGAUCAACGAUGAGAGAACCAACAACACUGCAGAACUGGAAGCAUCAUCAAAAAAUACCUCAACCGAUUUACCAACAGAGCCAUUUGCUCUAUAUAUGGUUGUUGGCCAUUUGGGAAAUACAUUGGCACUCACUCCGGUUUUUAUAGAAACCGCUGCUCAUGAUCGAGCAGAUUUGAAAAUAGUCAGGUUCAAUAGGAUCGCACAUGAUCAACUGAACUCAGGCAAAGUUAACCACCAAACAUUUCUAUUAGGAGAUAUUAUCAUCGUUACAAAACUUCAGCGUCUUAAUAAAGUCGAACCAUCUGAUUUUGGUAACUUCACAUUUGAAACUAUGACAACACCGGCAUCAAAAGCAUUCUGGGAAGUGAGCCAAUUUAUUCGAUUUCCGAACAAUAUAAGGACUAAAGUUCUCGUUAGCCCAUUCCGAUAUACAACUUCAGGAGGAGGAAAAUUCCAUUGUAUCGGAAAUAGAAUAAAAAAUAUCAUGGACUUGAAACCAGUGAAAGCACCAAAAGGAACUAAAAUUGAAUCAGUUCUGGAAGCUACAAUCAAUACACCAUGGCUUCAAUCAGAAAGAUAUUUGUCAAGUCUCAAAGAAGGUGCAGAAAAACUGCUUGUAAUUUCACAAACUCCUCGUUUGGUAUCAACAAUAACAUUUUCUUCGGCUAUUUUACAUGCUGAACAUGCUUCGGAAGAAGUUAUUCGGUCGUUUCGAUCGCACUAUGAACAUGUAGAAAGUUCAACGUGUAGUAUGGAAAACAAAAGACGCGUUUCAUUCGAACCCAAUACUCUGAAAAAAAUUGACUUCUUUCAGAUAGAAAGUCGAAGAUAUUCAACUAAAAUUGAUAAAUGCUGGAUCGCAGACGUCAAAGAUGGAUUACAGACGUUUAUUGAGUUUGGAAUUGGUGCAGCAACUGGUCCAGCGCGAAUAACAGAAUGGAAUUGUAAUCCAGAAAUAAGUAUUGCUUACAACCAUAGCAAGAUAAUCAGAGCUGAUGUAAAAAAUGUACGUGUCGAGGACAAACUGCUGAUAGUCAAAGCGGAAAUAAAUUCACUAUUCAGUCAAGAUUUUAUCAGCCACUUCGAAGAGCAAGGCGAAGUCAUAGCGGACGUGCAUCAACUUCCAAAAAUAAGCCAGAACUACACACACGACAAAAAAAGGAGACACAUUCAUCGUGAAACAAGGUGAGAUUACUAUUCUUGAAAAUAAAAAUAUUUUAUGCGUUUUACAGCAAAUUUCCGUAUCACCAACAAUCCAAGGCGGCUAAACGACAAAUUUAUUGA